CUGUGCGUAGAAACGUUUUUCCGAUUUUAUUUUUGCUGUAUUGCAUUAUGUUUCAAUAAAAAAUCCUUAAUCGUGAAAAAAAUUUCAAAAAUAUAGUAUUGUCAAAGGGAACACCUAAAGUAUAGUGCUUAAACAAAAAUUACACAUUUUGUUUUAACAAACCAAAGAGAAGAUGAACGUACGGUUAUUAAGCCGACUGCAGCAACGCUGGAGUGUUUUGAGACGUUAUGCGACAAAACCUUCAUCAUUGUCGGGUGAAGAAGUGCGUAUUGGCAGUGGUACCGGCAUUGGAAAUAUAACGGGCAGAGCUCGAGAGGAUGCUAGCUCGCUUACUGUGAAUCAGCCUUCCACCAAAAUCGUCACCAAUCUACCACCGCUAACAGAUCCGAUACCCAAUCUUCCUGAAGUUGAGUAUGCGCGACCCCUAGCCGAAAGCAGUCUUACACAAGUCACUACACUGCCGAAUGGAUUACGAGUUGCGUCUGAACCCAGAUUUGGACAAUUUUGUACAGUUGGACUGGUAAUCGAUUCCGGUCCACGUUAUGAAGUUACAUAUCCAAGUGGUGUUUCACACUUUAUGGAAAAGUUGGCGUUUAAUUCAACUGAGAAAUUUCCAAACAAAGACGCUAUCUUAAAGGAGUUGGAGAAAAACGGUGGUAUUUGUGAUUGUCAAAGUUCACGUGACACACUUAUUUAUGCUGCAAGCAUCGACAGUCGCGCAAUUGAAUCGGUAACACGUUUACUUGCCGAUGUGACAUUGCGGCCAACACUUCAUGCCGCAGAGGUGAGCGCUGCACGCAAAGCGGUGCAAUUUGAACUUGAGACGCUCGGCAUGCGUCCGGAGCAGGAACCCAUAUUAAUGGAUAUGAUACACGCAGCGGCAUAUCGCGAUAACACUUUGGGACUGCCCAAACUGUGUCCAUCCGAAAAUCUUUCAUUAAUAGAUAGAAAUGUUUUAAUGAACUAUUUGAAGUAUCAUCAUACACCUCAACGUAUGGUAAUAGCCGGUGUCGGGGUUAAUCACGACGAGCUAGUGCGCAACGUUGAGAAGUAUUUUGUGGAUGAAAAAGCUAUUUGGGAGACUCAAAGUAUCAAAGGAACCGGUGCAACUGAAGUCGACAGCUCAGUUGCACAAUACACCGGCGGCUUGAAGAAGGAGGAAUGUGAAAUACCAAUUUACGCCGCUACUGGACUACCAGAGCUCGCACACGUUGUUAUCGGCUUGGAGGGUUGCUCACAUCAGGAUCCCGAUUUUGUGGCAUUAUGUGUUUUAAACAUAAUGAUGGGCGGCGGCGGUUCGUUUUCAGCUGGCGGUCCCGGCAAGGGCAUGUACUCCCGUUUAUAUACAAAUGUGCUCAAUCGCUAUCACUGGAUGUAUAGCGCUACGGCUUAUAAUCACGCCUAUGCAGAUACUGGUCUAUUCUGCAUACAUGCUAGCGCGCCACCUAGCAACGUACGUGACAUGGUUGAGGUUAUUACACGUGAACUCGUCAAUAUGGCCAGUGAGCCGGGUAGAGAUGAAUUGAGUCGCUCGAAAAUUCAAUUGCAAUCGAUGCUAUUAAUGAAUCUGGAAUCAAGACCAGUUGUGUUUGAGGACGUCGGUAGACAAGUUUUGGCAACAGGUCAUCGCAAGCGACCUGAACACUUCAUACGUGAAAUCGAAAAAGUCGGUCACGGUGAUAUUCAACGUGUAGCUCGUCGCUUACUUGCCACCGUGCCUUCAAUGGCUGCGCGUGGUGAUAUCGGAAAAUUGCCGGAAAUGAAGGAUGUACAAAACGCUCUCAGCAACGGCGGUCGUUUAUCCUCUCGGCGACUCUCACUGUUUAAGUGAACACAUCCCCAUGUAUAUACAAUUUAAAGAGAAUAUCAAGUCUUUAUGCUUUAUAGGUAAUAUAAACGAAAUAUAAUUAUUUGGAAUAAUAUGUAAGCACGUGUGUUCCGUUCAAAUAAAGCGCCGUUACUGAAUCCAUUGCAGCAUAUCAUAUUGUCGUAACCAUUAAACAAAUUCUAAACUCAUAAGUAAUCAUAUUUGUAUAAAAAAAAAAAUACAUUAAAGAUCAAAAUCCAUUUGAAAUAGUUGUUCAUGCUUUUUGAUUGACAAUGUGUGAGAAAAGCGCUCAAUUAGCAAAUAGUUUGUAGUCGUAAUUUUACGCAUAGCCACAAAUUAUGCAAUGGAUUCAGUUGUAGGCAUGAGUUUAAAUUCA
This is a messenger RNA of Zeugodacus cucurbitae (melon fly), 2204 nucleotides long. Its product is annotated as mitochondrial-processing peptidase subunit alpha. Gene Ontology annotation, molecular function: metal ion binding; metalloendopeptidase activity. Gene Ontology annotation, cellular component: mitochondrion. The record is from RefSeq and is a predicted model, not a curated record. The coding region runs from base 173 to 1831 and encodes 552 amino acids. The transcript is spliced from 6 exons. NCBI's taxonomy places the organism in Eukaryota, Metazoa, Arthropoda, Insecta, Diptera, Tephritidae.